AUGAUGAGAACUUGGACGGGCUUCAUUCACGCGAUCUGCGCUUGUCGGACGUCGGAGAACCAGCAGGCUCUGCCGGACAAUCCAUGUGCUAUUGGUUCAGAAUGCAUCAAGGGAGCUGGCACGCCUUUACACACAAAGGCAAGGUGUCAUAAUUGA
Messenger RNA from Ramularia collo-cygni, 156 nucleotides. RefSeq lists its product as uncharacterized. The transcript has 2 exons. NCBI's taxonomy places the organism in Eukaryota, Fungi, Ascomycota, Dothideomycetes, Mycosphaerellales, Mycosphaerellaceae. The record is from RefSeq and is a predicted model, not a curated record. The coding region runs from base 1 to 156 and encodes 51 amino acids.